UUUAGAGUUAUUUUGAUUUGAAAAACACUUAAAAAUGGAAUUUUAAAAAUGGAAAAUGCAAAUCUCCAUUCAUUCCAAACAAAUUAACCAACUCUUUAUCUAUGUGUUUCUUCAAUUACAAAAUUUUGAAUAAAUUCUAAUCAAUAUGGUGUAUAGAGAUUUGGUAAUGAAUUACUUACAAGUAUAGUGCCUAACAUAAAAUAUAUUGUUGUUGAACUGAGGUUCCGAAAAACCCAGAGCUAAUCUCAAGAUUUUUUUGUCGAAGCGCCUUGUGAAAAUUGUUUAAUAUAAUACAAGAGAACAAAUUAAACUGAAUAAAUAUGUCGGAACCAAUAGUGCAAUUUCGCAAAAAGUCAGAAUUUGACAGUAACAGAAACUUGAGAAAUGUGGAAAGAAAUCAUGCAAUGGAAAUCGAAAAGAAAUUGAAAAGAAUUUCGAUGGUCGAAACACCGAACCAUUACAGUAGCGAUUUGCAAUCAGCUAGUCUGCGGAGAUUCCUUUCUAUACAAUCUCUUAAACAGAGCAUCAACACAUCUACUACAUUAGCUCCAGCAACAUCAUCCGUAAGUGUAGGCAAUAUUAGUAAUUCUUUACGUUCCAAUAACAGCAGCAACACGGCAAAACAUGAACAAACAACCGUGGCAGCAACUGUUGCUGCUGCCACUACCACACCACCGGAAAAAGAGAAAAAAAGAAAGGAAGUUUCGAGUUCCAGAGUGAAAAAAUUUCAUCGCCAUUUCACUCAAGUUCCAAAGGAUGAAAAACUUAUUAAUUAUUUUUCAUGUGCCCUAGUCAGUGAUAUUUUACUGCAAGGACAUCUUUAUAUAACAGAACAGCAUUUUGCAUUUUAUUCAAAUGUUUUCGGUUAUGUUACUAAGGUUGUUAUACCUACUUCAUCAGUUACAAAAAUCUCUAAAGAAAAAACAGCCAAAAUUAUACCAAAUGCCGUCGGUGUAGCAACAGCCGACGAAAGACAUGUUUUUGCUAGUUUUAUAAGUCGAGAAUCCGCUUUUCGACUUAUGUGUAGUGUAUGUCCACCAAUGGCACCUGCAGAAGUAAUAACAAAAACACCUGCAGACAUAGAAAUCUCUGAAGAAUACUCAAUUGAAGAUGAUAGCAGUUGCUCAGUCAGCGGCAAUGAGAGUCCACCUCGCGGAUUGGCUGACAAUGAAGCUGCUAGUAACGCAGCUGAAGAAGAUGCUAGUCAAAAACUUUUAAGACGUACUGCGGGCAGUUCAAGUUUUACAGCAGGUGAUAGUAGUCAUACAACAAAGGGAAAGGGACGAGGUUCAGACAUUCCACAAAUCAACGGAUUGGGUCAUGGAAAUAUUGGUGUACGCGCUUCUGCACCACCUACCGCUCCUAUACAUACAUCAUCUGCUUCCACAUCCACCACCGGUGUAGCCGCUAGUGCAGCUACAAAUUUAACUAUGAUUAUUGCUGGUACAGCUUCUUCAACUGCAUCCACAUCUACAUCAUCAACACCAACACCUUCAACCUCAUCAUCGCCCACUACUGUUAUGGCUAAACCAAAGACAACGGUGCAGUUCGCUACUGAAAACUUUAAGUUAUUAAGUAAAAAAUUAUUAAUAAAUAUUAAGAUGCCAACAGAACAACAACUCGUAUAUUUGGGUGUUUUCCUCGCGUUGAUUCUUUCGCUAUUCUCAAUCUUCCUAUUAUAUAGAAUUUUAAAUAUUGAGGCCAAAACAAGUUUAUACAAUUCGCCAACCUCAUUUAAAUGGCGUACCGGUAAUGAUGAUGAUAUUUUCACUGAGGCUCUACGUUGGCAACAAGAACUUCAACACAAAAGCUCUGAAGAAGCUCAGCUUAUAUUAAAGAAUAAUUUAGAACAAAUUUCUAAGGUGCGACGUAGUUUGGAAACAUUAUCAGCUUUAAUCCAUGACAGAAGCUCUGCUUAUACGAACACGAUUAGUAACGAUAGUGACUGAAUUUAUUUUAUACAAAACAACUUUUUAUUUUAAGGGUACAAUAAUUAAAAUCAACAACUCUAAAAGCAAAAAAAAAGUUACAAAACACGGGCUACCAUUUCGUCGAUUAAGUUUUGAUAGAUAAUAUCCAAUAACGGUUCCUAAAUGUUUCUGGUUUCGCUAUAUACAAAUUUCUAUUAUUCCUCUAGAAAGGAUUUCUAUAUCAGCGUAUUAUAGUCUAUAAUAUUUAACUGAUUUAAGAAUUACUAUUAUAUACUUUUGUGCACAUUUCUAUAGUUAAAAGAAAAAUAAUUUUAUUUGUGCCAAAUUUUUUCUACAAAAAUAGUUAUUACAUUUAGUAUUUUUGCAAACCGUGAAAUUUCGUUUAUUUUGAAAAUAAUUUAAAUAAGAAAAAGCAAU
This is a messenger RNA of Teleopsis dalmanni, 2348 nucleotides long. RefSeq names its product serine-rich adhesin for platelets-like. Gene Ontology annotation, biological process: intracellular sterol transport. Gene Ontology annotation, cellular component: endoplasmic reticulum membrane; plasma membrane; endoplasmic reticulum-plasma membrane contact site. Gene Ontology annotation, molecular function: sterol transfer activity; sterol binding. The transcript has 11 exons. The record is from RefSeq and is a predicted model, not a curated record. Bases 321 to 1949 code for a protein of 542 amino acids. NCBI's taxonomy places the organism in Eukaryota, Metazoa, Arthropoda, Insecta, Diptera, Diopsidae.